AUAUGAAAUCAAUUACAAAGAUUUGUUUUCGCUGUAAACAUAUAAGGUGUGCUGUAUAAGAUAAAUUUUUAUUAUAGUGUAUUAAAUUAUUAGUACGUUCUUUUUUUAAAGAUUCCAAAGUUUUGAAUAAUUUUCAAAGAAAAUAUAUAACUAUAAUGAUGUUUGUAAAAGAAGGGUUAUUUUGUGUAAUUCUACUCACAUGGAUAAUUCAAAUCCAAGGUCGCCCACAAGGGGAGUCUAUGGUUAAAGUUUCAGAAAAACCAGAACCAUACGAAUACGAAUACAAAGUGGAAGAUAAGCCAAGUGGAAAUUACUAUGGUCAAAACGAAGUUGGCAAAGAUACAGGUCGCAUAGAAGGAUCGUACUUUGUAUAUCUUCCGGAUGGUAGACUCAUGACAGUCACAUACUAUGUUGAUGGAGAAAGUGGUUUUGUACCAAAAAUCACCUUCCAAGAUAAUGCUAGCCCAUUUGGUAAUAGUGAAUCAAAUUCUAUUCAGAGAAGAUAGAACAAUUUAAUAAGUAAUUUGUAUUUUCAUGUUUAAAUAUUUUCCAUAACAAACAAAUUUAAAAAUUAAUGCAAAAACCUAGACACAAUACUAUACAUUUUAUUCUAUUAUACGUAAAUAUUUAUAACGUUAUUAAAAAAAUAUAUAGUAUUGUUAUUUGUUUGUAUUUAACAAACUACAAAAUUUAUCUUAAAAUGAUUACUGACACCUCAUUAUUGUACACGAUAAAAAUUGAAUCCAUUAUAUUGUUAAUUGUUAUAUACAAUACAUAGUAUAUACACAUAAUUUUACUUGUAUAAAAAUAUGUAUUGUGUAUUUACAUAUGGAUGUACGUUUAUAUAGGCCGAUAUAUGCGCUGUUGAAUAUUUUUUAAUUAAUAUAAGUAUAGGUAUACUUUGCUGUUUAAAAUUUAUAAUUUUUAUUUUUAUUAUUACCUAAUUGUAAAGCAUAUCAUUUUUUUAAACUGUAUAAAAUAAAAUUAAUAAAUGCUUAUUAUAACUGUAAUACGUAAUAUAAUUAUGUUUGGUUAUUUUAUUAUUUUUAUACGUACGACCAAAAUUGCAAAUAAUCAUA
Molecule: messenger RNA, 1079 nt
Organism: Aphis gossypii (cotton aphid)
Lineage: Eukaryota; Metazoa; Arthropoda; Insecta; Hemiptera; Aphididae
Product: pro-resilin-like
Exons: 2
Coding region: 156-506 (116 amino acids)
Cellular component (GO): extracellular matrix
Source: RefSeq, a predicted model, not a curated record